CGGCCAGCGUGGAUUUUUCAAGAGCCGCGACCUGCAAGCAAAUCAGUACGCGGUCUUUUUCAUUGGAUAGUCAUCCUCACCUCUGUAUUCGAUAGAAUUCGGGUGCUUUUCAGUGUCCAUCAUGACAGACAAUGUAGCUGCCUUGCGCCAUCGGACAAGUGGCAAAUCGCGCAAUAACCCGGUCCAAGAGAAAAAACAAGACGUCAGUGCCUUGGCAGAACAACGAUCGGGACGAUCAUCGCGACUCUUUGUUUUUACUGUAUGCUUGGUCUUUCGAUUGAUCAAUGCAGCGCUGACAAGAACCUACGAUAACCCGGACGAGUACUGGCAGGCCCAAGAGGUGGCCCAUCGCAUGGUCUUUGGAUAUGGUUAUGUCACGUGGGAAUGGCGAGAGAAAAUACGCAGCUAUGCCCACCCACUGGUGUUUGCAGCCAUUUACAAGCUUGUGGCAAUGCUAGGUUUAGAUGACACAAAUUUAUUGAUCCUCGCUCCUCGCUAUUUUCAAGCUUGUCUCGCUGCGGUAGCCGAUUAUGCGACCUAUGCUUUAGCCAAAAGAACCAUUGAAAACAAUAUUGCCCCUUAUAUUUUAUUUGCCACGCUUUGUUCGUGGUUCAACUUUUUCAUGGCGGCGAGAACGCUAUCCAAUGCCAUGGAAACCGUAUUCACUGUCUUGGCGUUAAAUUACUGGCCUUUCCCUGGCCUGGUAGAUAUCUCCCUCGAUCGACGGUGGCAAAGACACUAUCGAAUCGCACUUGGUUUGGCCUCCGUGGCAUGUAUUCUACGACCCACCAACGUAUUGAUAUGGGUGUUUCUCGGCUUACAAUUGCUGAUCAAUAGUCCACAAAAGCGAUGGGCGAUUCUAUUUCAGACCGCCAUGAUUGGUAUCGUGUCAUUAGUUUGCGUGAUUCUUUUAGAUACCCGAAUUUAUAAUGGGCACUGGAGAGCGAUUUUAAGUGACCCCGUGGUGGCUCCCCUUCGUUUCUUUCAGGUCAAUGUGGUAGCGUCGAUUUCCUUGUUUUACGGUACCCAUCCGUGGCAUUGGUAUUUCAGUCAAGGUGUUCCCGUGAUGGCGACGACUUUUCUUCCUGUCAUGAUGUAUGGCUAUUACAAGUUGACCCAGUCCGAGCAUCGGAGGCAAGCCAAGCUGUAUGGGCAGCUGGUGGCAUGGAUUUUACUAGUGUACAGCCUGUUGUCUCAUAAGGAAUUCCGCUUUGUUUUCCCGAUUCUCCCCUUGCUCUUGAUUUUUGCCGCGUACGGGUUGUCCCAAUUGCAAGGUUACAAAAAGUCAAUUAUUUUCGGUUUGAUAUUCACCCAGUUCCCGAUGGGAAUCUAUCUCAAUUUAUGGCACCAGCGCGGGGUAAUGGAUGUGAUGGUUUGGAUCAAGCAACAGCAACCGCCCUUAGUAGGCGUGCUUAUGCCGUGUCAUUCCACGCCAUGGCAGUCCAUUGUACACAAUCCCAAGGUCGAUAUGUGGUUUUUAACGUGUGAGCCGCCUCUCACACAUGAUCCAAACUAUGUGGAUGAAGCUGACCAGUUCUAUGCGAAUCCGGCCCGUUUCCUUAGCCAGCUUACGCGGCCGUGGCCUACGCAUUUGGUGGUGUUUGAGAACUUGCUGCAUGAUCCGGAAGUGAAACAAAUACUGGAUGACGGUCAUUAUCACAUCUGUCAACGUUUCUUCAAUACCCAUUUUCACGAUGAUAAACGACGCCGAGGUGAUGUGAUGGUACUUUGUGGAGGGGCGUAGAUCAGGCGACUUUUUUUUUUCAUGUGAUGCAAAAUUGUGAAUACAAUAAAGCAAAAAAAAAAAAAGAG
Messenger RNA from Radiomyces spectabilis, 1812 nucleotides. RefSeq names its product Alg9-like mannosyltransferase family-domain-containing protein. Bases 122 to 1744 code for a protein of 540 amino acids. The transcript has 6 exons. The record is from RefSeq and is a predicted model, not a curated record. Gene Ontology annotation, molecular function: alpha-1,2-mannosyltransferase activity. Lineage: Eukaryota; Fungi; Mucoromycota; Mucoromycetes; Mucorales; Radiomycetaceae. Gene Ontology annotation, biological process: GPI anchor biosynthetic process. Gene Ontology annotation, cellular component: endoplasmic reticulum membrane.